Molecule: messenger RNA, 2289 nt
Organism: Propithecus coquereli (Coquerel's sifaka)
Lineage: Eukaryota; Metazoa; Chordata; Mammalia; Primates; Indriidae
Gene: DACH2
Product: dachshund family transcription factor 2
Exons: 11
Coding region: 162-1841 (559 amino acids)
Source: RefSeq, a predicted model, not a curated record
UGAGCGGGAGCCGGGCUUCAGGAGACUUGCUAACAGUUCCCAGCGAGCGAGAGUGCGCCAGAGAGAGAAAAGCGAGAGCGAGGGAGUGAGUGCGAGGGAACCUAGAGGAGUCAGGGCGAGAAAGCGAGGACCCGAGGACCCACGAUUGAGACAGAGUGACCAUGGCUGUCUCCGCACCUCCCGUGAUCUCUGCAACUUCCAGCGGUGCCGGCGUCCCAGGGGGCUUGUUUCGGGCCGAACUCCCGUACUCGACUCCGAGAGAACCCCCUCGUCUCACCCCCAAUAUGAUCAACAGUUUCAUGGCCAACAACCACAGCGGCAGCGCCGGGGGCGGCGGGGUCUGUAGUGGCAGCAGCAGCAGCGGCAACACCAACACCAACGAGUGCCGGAUGGUCGACAUGCACGGGGUGAAGGUGGCUUCGUUCCUGAUGGACGGCCAGGAAUUGAUCUGCCUGCCGCAAGUCUUUGAUCUUUUUCUCAAGCACCUGGUAGGGGGGUUGCACACAGUGUACACCAAGCUGAAGAGACUGGACAUAUCCCCCGUGGUGUGUACUGUUGAACAGGUCCGGAUCCUCCGCGGGCUGGGGGCCAUCCAGCCCGGGGUGAACCGCUGCAAACUCAUUACCAGGAAAGACUUCGAAACUUUGUUCACAGAUUGCACCAAUGCCAGAAGGAAGAGGCAAAUGACAAGAAAACAAGCUGUUAACAGUUCAAGGCCUGGCAGGCCCCCUAAGCGUUCUUUGGGAGUGUUGCAGGACAAUGCCCGCCUUCUGCCCCAUGCAGUCCCAGGCCUCUUAUCACCAGGACUUAUCACUCCAACAGGUAUAACAGCUGCAGCAAUGGCUGAGGCAAUGAAGCUGCAGAAGAUGAAGCUUAUGGCUAUGAAUACUCUUCAGGGAAAUGGAAGCCAAAAUGGGACCGAAUCAGAGCCUGAUGAUCUUAAUUCUAACACGGGUGGAAGUGAAUCCUCCUGGGAUAAGGAUAAGAUGCAGUCUCCUCUUGCUGCUCCUGGACCCCAACAUGGAAUUGCUCAUGCAGCCCUAGCUGGCCAGCCAGGCCUUGGGGGUGUUCCUACCCUCAAUCCACUGCAGCAGAACCACCUGCUAACCAACAGGCUGGAUCUGCCAUUUAUGAUGAUGCCUCAUCCCCUGCUUCCAGUCAGCUUACCUCCUGCAUCAGUUGCCAUGGCAAUGAAUCAGAUGAACCAUCUCAAUACUAUUGCCAAUAUGGCUGCUGCAGCCCAGAUUCACAGUCCUCUCUCCAGAGCUGGUACUUCUGUUAUAAAGGAGCGGAUCCCAAAGAGUCCUUCUCCUGCUCCUUCUCUGGAAGAGGGUCAUCGCCCUGGGAGCCAGACCUCUUCUCACCCCAGCAGCAGUGUGUCCAGCUCUCCCUCUCAGAUGGAUCAUCAUUCAGAGAGAAUGGAAGAGGUACCAGUUCAAAUUCCAAUGAUGAAGUCACCCUUGGACAAGAUCCAACUGACUCCUGGGCAGGCAUUGCCCCCUGGAUUCCCUGGACCAUUCAUUUUUGCUGAUAGUCUGUCCUCCGUGGAGACUCUGUUGACCAACAUUCAGGGUCUACUGAAAGUGGCUUUGGAUAAUGCUCGCAUCCAGGAGAAGCAGAUUCAGCAAGAAAAGAAGGAACUGCGAAUGGAGCUCUAUAGAGAGAGGGAAAUUAGAGAAAACCUUGAAAGACAACUUGCAGUUGAGCUUCAAAGCAGAAUUUCAGAUACUGGAAUUCCAGAUACUGAAAUAGAAAACAAUGGGACUCCUCAUGAUAGCGCUGCAAUGCAAGGAGGUAACUAUUACUGUUUAGCAAUGGCACAACAAUUUUAUUCGGCCUGAAAGGUCCUCGCUGGCUUUACAUAAAUGAAGAUGCUUGUGAUUCCAGUUUAUCUCUGAAACUAUUCAACACGGAGUUAUUUCAAUUGUGUUUAUCUGCAAAGCUUUGUUUACUGAACAAGCUAUUCAAUCUGUGUUACAUUUAAAAAAAAAAGGAAUGUGUGUACAUUUUAAAAGAAAUGAUGUAAACUUUGUCCUUGCAUUAGAUUGAACAGUUUAAGAAUAUGAACUAAAUCCUAAUGGCUAAAGUAACUUGAUCAUAUUUGAUGCUUUUCUAUGCUCAUUUCAGCUUGGCUUUUUGUCUUUUAAGGAAAAAAUGCAGUAGUGUGUUAGGGACUAGAAACUUACAUGUAUGGUUUCUCUGUUCUACCAUAUAUUAAGUUAAAGUACACCUUCUUUGUUAAAAAUGUACUUGCUAAACUUCAGUAUAAAUAAAAGCAUUUUGACUUUG